AUGGCAGGUAAAGUUCAGUGUCAGGAAACUACUAUUUAUGGAUACUUCUCAUUCUGUAAACGCAAAAAGCGUUGUAUGCUUGUAGGUCUUUGCAUCCCUUCUUGUUUAUUGAUUAAAAUUUUUAGGAUGUACUCUAGUCAGAACCAAUUCGGCAGGUUCCUGUGCUUCUGGUUAAGCGGUGUACAAAUUGGUAAUACAGCCGAUAACAAUGGGGUGUGGAUUAUUUUAUGUUCCACACAAUCAUCUAGGUACAGAAUAAAUAAUUUUAGACAAUCACUCCAAAUUGAAAACAGAUUGACAAGUGCUGACUAUCUUUGCUGCCAGCUGCUAGUCUUCAAGGUUGAGAGUGAUUCUUUUCGACAUCGUUUUCGUCAACAUCUUUCUCAUCCCUUUGUAGUAGAGACGCCUUCAAAGUAUCAUUGUCGAACUCUCAAGCUGGUUUUUGUACGUUAA
Messenger RNA from Clavispora lusitaniae ATCC 42720, 453 nucleotides. The record is from RefSeq and is a predicted model, not a curated record. Lineage: Eukaryota; Fungi; Ascomycota; Pichiomycetes; Serinales; Metschnikowiaceae.